AUGUUUGUCAUGGGCGUGAACCACGAGAAGUAUGACAACCACCUCAAGAUCGUGAGCAACGCCUCCUGCACCACCAACUGCUUGGCCCCCCUGGCCAAGGUCAUCCAUGACCACUUCGGCAUCGUGGAGGGACUCAUGACGACGGUCCAUGCCAUCACUGCCACCCAGAAGACCGUGGAUGGCCCCUCUGGGAAGCUGUGGCGUGAUGGCCGAGGGGCCGCCCAGAACAUCAUCCCCGCUUCUACUGGCGCUGCCAAGGCUGUGGGCAAGGUCAUCCCUGAGCUGAACGGGAAGCUCACUGGCAUGGCUUUCCGCGUGCCCACCCCCAACGUGUCCGUUGUGGAUCUGACCUGCCGCCUGGAGAAACCUGCCAAAUACGAGGACAUCAAGAAGGUGGUGAAGCAGGCGGCGGACGGCCCCCUCAAGGGCAUCCUGGGCUAUACUGAGGACCAGGUUGUCUCCUGUGACUUCAACAGUGACACCCACUCUUCUACCUUCGAUGCUGGGGCUGGCAUCGCCCUCAACGACCACUUUGUCAAGCUCAUUUCCUGGUACGACAAUGAAUUCGGCUACAGCAACAGGGUGGUGGACCUCAUGGUCCACAUGGCCUCCAAGGAGUAAGAGUCCCUGGACCGCCAGCCCCAGCAGGAGCACGAGAGGAAGAGAGAGGUCCUCUGCUGCUGGGGAGUCCUUGCCCCAACUCCGUCCUCCAACACGCUUGAGAAUCUCCCAACCUCCACACGGUUUCCAUCCCAGACGCCCCCGAGGAAGGGGAAGAGGAGGGAGGGGCUUAGGGAGCCCUACCUUUCUCAUGUACCAUCAAUAAAGUACACUGUACCCAGAAAAAAAAAAAAAA
Messenger RNA from Kogia breviceps (pygmy sperm whale), 856 nucleotides. The record is from RefSeq and is a predicted model, not a curated record. NCBI's taxonomy places the organism in Eukaryota, Metazoa, Chordata, Mammalia, Artiodactyla, Physeteridae.